Messenger RNA from Lemur catta (Ring-tailed lemur), 2346 nucleotides. It is a transcript of the gene SLC25A45, whose product is annotated as solute carrier family 25 member 45. Gene Ontology annotation, biological process: transmembrane transport. The coding region runs from base 764 to 1504 and encodes 246 amino acids. Gene Ontology annotation, molecular function: transmembrane transporter activity. Lineage: Eukaryota; Metazoa; Chordata; Mammalia; Primates; Lemuridae. The transcript is spliced from 6 exons. The record is from RefSeq and is a predicted model, not a curated record. Gene Ontology annotation, cellular component: mitochondrion.
GUGUUGCCGGACGCCUCCCCAGGGAGCACCCUGUGCCUCAAGCCCCCUCUCCAGGCCCACCCUGUGGGUAUCAGAAAGGAAGUUCACCUUUGACCUCAUCUGCUAUCCUGAGUUCCCUUUGGCCUCUGCCCCACCUGGCAAAGGGUUGCACUCCUGGCCUCUGAGGAGGGCUCCUGUGCUUGUGGACCCAGCCCAGCUUCUGGGUGACAUUCCUCUUAGGAGGGAGGGACAUUCUGAACCUGCCUGCUUGGGAUGAGACCUCCUCCAAGCCUCAGAACCAGCCCCACUGUGGAGGACAAGACUAGGGCCGGGGAGUGGUGGGUGGGGUGGCCCUGUCCAGGGGCCAGCACGACUCCUGAAAGGGCCCUCCAGCUCCACAUCAAGGUGACAACCUUAUGAGUUGAAGGAAGGAAGGAGUGAAGCUGGCAAGAGGUGGGAGCAUUGGAGACUCGUCCAGAGUCCCACCGUUCAUAAGCAACAGGACCCUCGGGGGUUCACUCCCAGCCAAGGACACACGUGUCUUUGGUUGCCUCUUCACUUCCAGGUGUGCAUUCCCAGGUGGGUCGGGGCCUCACUCCCUGUCCUAAUGCCUUCCAGCCCCGUGUGGAUGGGGCAGGGGACAGCUGGAGUUUCUCUGGAGUCUGGCAGGAAGAUGGCUGCACGUGUCUGAGAAGGAGCUCUGGGCUUGGUCCUGGGACACCCUUUUGAUACUGUGAAGGUGCGCCUGCAGACCCAGACCACGUACCAGGGCAUCGUUGAUUGCAUGGUGAAGAUUUACCGCCAUGAGUCGCUGCUGGGCUUCUUUAAGGGCAUGAGCUUUCCCAUCGCGAGCAUAGCCCUGGUCAACUCCGUGCUGUUCGGGGUCUACAGCAACUCCCUGCUGGCACUCACUGCAACCGCCCACCGGGAGCGGCGGGCCCAGCCGCCCAGCUACACACACAUCUUCAUAGCAGGCUGCACCGGGGGGUUCCUGCAGGCCUACUUCCUGGCCCCUUUUGACCUCAUCAAAGUCCGGCUACAAAACCAGACAGAGCCGAGGGCCCAGCUGGGGGGCUCCUCACCCCGGUAUCGGGGACCCAUGCACUGUGCAGCCUCCAUCUUCCAGAAGGAGGGGCCCCAGGGGCUGUUCCGAGGAGCCUGGGCCCUGACGCUGAGAGACACCCCUACAGUGGGAAUCUACUUUGUCACCUAUGAAGUGCUCUGUCGCCAGUGUACACCAGAGCGCCAGAAUCCUAGCUCAGCCACAGUGCUGGUGGCAGGGGGCUUUGCCGGCAUCACAUCCUGGGUCGCAGCCACGCCCUUAGACGUGAUCAAGUCCCGGAUGCAGAUGGACGGGCUGAAGCGGAGAGCGUACCAGGGCAUGCUGGACUGCAUGGUGAGAAGCGUCCGGCAGGAAGGCCUGGGGGUCUUCUUCCGGGGGGUCACCAUCAACAGUGCCCGUGCCUUUCCCGUCAACGCUGUCACCUUCCUCAGCUAUGAAUAUCUCCUACGCUGGUGGGGAUGAGCCUGGCUGGGCGAUGCCAGUAGCUCCCCAGCAGGCCCAGCGCCCGCCUGCCAGUUUGAGAUGGAGCUGGGAUCGAAGGCCAAUUUGAAAGCACAGUUUGUAAUUCAAACGCACGAGGCUCAGCUCCUUUGAAUCAAGGCACCUCCCAGCCGCCCAGACUGGGCUGUGGAGACGCCAGCGCCAGUGGGGCGCAGGAAGCCAGCGGUGCCAGACUCAGCCUCCGUGAAGUCGUGGAGCAGAGAGCGGGCACACGCGGCCUGGCCAGCCCCCGCGCCUCCUGCAGAGCUCUGGAGGCUCUGCCGCUGGCACCAUCCCAGCCCUGCUGCCUCCCACCUCCCCUUUCAAACCGUGCCCUUCCACGACUCAGAAUCAUUUGGUGGCUCCCCCCACCCUCAGGAAAAAGCCCAAACCCUUCCAGCACCUGGGCCCUCCUGCCCAUGAGGCUUUGCUCUCCCUUGGUGGCUUCCCGGACCCUGAACAGGCUGUGUUCUGUCAUCACCCUGGCCUGGAAGGCUUAUUCCUUCCUGACCGGCAGUGCGCAGUGCCCGGCAGGGUGACGCCGUCAUCCCCUGGCUGACCCCCUUCUCCUCCAAGACCCAGGCUGAGUGCUGUCCCCUGGAGUCCUUCCUUGGCUCCUCCCCCAAGCCCAAGCUGGCUUUGGGGUUCAGACACCUCGCUCACGUUCCUGCUCAUGGCACUGCCUGUGCUGCUUCAGAGUUGUUGGUUUGCUUCUCGACUCCCCCCACCCCCCCCUCCCCCCGGACCGCGGUGAGCUCCUUGAGGUGGGGGUUGUACUUCUGAGUGUUUCCCAGCACGUGUCCAAUAAAUGCUCGUUAAGUGAA